Sphenostylis stenocarpa is the source of this 1803-nucleotide messenger RNA. NCBI's taxonomy places the organism in Eukaryota, Viridiplantae, Streptophyta, Magnoliopsida, Fabales, Fabaceae. The record is from the annotation of a GenBank genome assembly.
AUGACCACGUUGCUCAAUUCCUCUCUCAUUUCACAUGUAACUUUUGGCAAAUCUCAGAAACCGGUAGCCCAAAAUCUUUUCCACCGUAGACUAAUCCUCCCUCGCUGCAACGCAACCACCACAGACGUUAAAAUUUCUGCAAGAAAAUCAGCCAACUACCAACCAAACAUCUGGAAUUACGAUUUUCUGCAGUCCUUGAAGCAUGCCUACUCGGAUAUAAAAUAUGAGGACAGGGCCAACAAGCUGCAAGAGGAAGUGAUGAGAAUGAUAAAGGAUGAAAAUUCAGAUGUAUUGCUCAAACUUGAACUCAUUAACGAUGUGAAACGCUUGGGCCUGAGUUACCAUUUUGACAAGGAGAUAGGAGAAGCCCUUCUUAGGUGUCACUGUUCUGCAAUAACAUUUAGUGGCACCAUCUAUCACAGAGGCUUGCAUGAAACUGCUUUGAGCUUCAGGCUUCUGAGAGAAUAUGGCUAUGAUGUCACAGCAGAUAUAUUUGAGAGAUUUAGAGACCACAAUGGUAAUUUCAAGGCAAGCCUUGCUAGUGAUGUGGAAGGAAUGUUGAGUCUGUACGAGGCAUCGUUUCUUGGUUAUGAAGGAGAACAAAUUUUGGAUGAAGCCAAGGACUUCAGCAGCUUCCAUCUUAGGGUUGCCCUCAAUAAAGGUAGAAGUAGUAACAUGCUAUUAGAACAAGUGAAUCAUGCUUUGGAGCUUCCACUGCAUCAUAGAAUCCAAAGACUUGAAGCCAGGUGGUAUAUUGAAUCUUACUCUCAAAGAAGAGACUCAAAUCUGGUGCUCCUUGAAGCAGCAAAACUGGAUUUCAAUAUUGUGCAGUCAACCCUGCAAAAUGAUAUCCAAGAAAUGUCAAGGUGGUGGAAGGGAAUGGGACUAGCCUCAAAGUUAAGCUUCAGCCGAGACAGGCUAAUGGAAUGCUUCUUUUGGACUGUUGGAAUGGUGUUCGAGCCUCAGUUCAGCUAUCUCCGCAAAGGUUUAACCAAAGUUACUUCUUUAAUAACCACGAUCGAUGACGUUUAUGACGUGUAUGGCUCCUUAGAUGAAUUAGAACUUUUUACAGCAGCUGUAGAAAGUUGGGAUGUUAAAGCAGUUAAAGUUCUCCCAAAUUACAUGAAGAUAUGUUUUCUAGCACUGUACAACACUGUCAAUGAAUUGGCCUAUGAUGCAAUUAAAGAACAAGGACAAGAUAUUCUUCCUUACCUCACCAAAGCAUGGUCUGAUAUGUUGAAAGCAUUCCUACGAGAAGCCAAAUGGAGUCGUGACAAACACGUCCCAAGACUCGAUGAUUACCUCCAGAAUGCAUGGGUCUCUGUUUCUGGGGUAGUUAUACUGACCCAUCUCUAUUUCUUGCUAAACCACAGCAUAACAAAGGAAGCACUUGUGUCUUUAGACAGCUACCACUCCCUGUUACGGAGGCCAUCCAUUAUUUUUCGACUUUGCAAUGAUUUGGGUACUUCAAAGGCAGAGUUAGAGAGAGGUGAGGCAGCGAGCUCCAUUCUCUGUUACAUGCGAGAAAGUGGUGCUAGUGAAGAGGGUGCUUACAAACAUAUCCAUGAUUUGCUUAAUGAAACGUGGAAGAAGAUGAACCAAGAUCGAGUGUCAGAGUCUCCUUUCCCAAAACCUUUCGUAGAAGCAGCUAUAAACCUUGCAAGAAUUUCUCAGUGCACGUACCAGUAUGGAGAUGGACAUGGAGCCCCCGAUUCGACGGCCAUAGAUCGCAUUCGAUCCUUGAUAAUUGAACCCAUCGCACUUCAGGAGAUGCACACAUUUCAACAAGUUGUUAAUCAAUAA